AAUUGAAUAGACGAAGAAGAACCUAACAGCUGUUAGCUAGGUGGUUGUGACAGUGAACAACAGAAAGGUUUAACAACCAGCUUAGACAAAGCCAUCGUUUCGCAAAUGCUAAUGGUUUGGGAUUACAUUUUGAUAUAUCUCUGCGUAUUGAGUGGCUAACCCUAAAAGGAAGCCAUGAUCUUCCACAGCAGCCGAAGGAGAGGAGAAGAUGGCAUUGCCAUGGUUGUUGACUUCCUGCUGUCUAACGCCCGGCUGGUUCUGGGAGUUGGAGGAGCUGCUCUGCUGGGAAUUGCUACAUUGGCAGUGAAACGGCUAAUAGAGCGUGCAGGCCGAGCGGCAGAGGAUGAAAAGGUGGAGCAGAAGAUGGCUGAGAGCUGGGAGGAGCUAAGUUUAGUUUCUGCAUCUCCGACUCUGAUCAGGAGGGGCAUAGAGGGCGUGGUGAUGAAGCAUGUUGCCAAGGCAACCAGACAGCAGAAAGCUGAUCUCUGCCAAAAGCCUGAGAUGUCCCUGCCUGAGGUGCAGCCUAAACCUGGGUCUAACCCCAAAAGACUCCAGCUGUGUGUGCUGACUUUGCAGGAGCGUCUGCAGCAGCACUAUCAUACAAGAGCAGCACUUUCCACAGAAGACAUCCACAGGGCUCAGUCUAUGUCUCUGGAGAUCUGCACUGAGAUCCAGGGCUUUCUUCACAGCCGCCUCCCAGACAUGCCUUUAGGAGAAAUGAGUCUCGGUGGUUCUCUACUCGAUGACUUACAGGUGGUUAGUGCAGACCAUGCAUGUCUGCUAGUGCCUUUACAGCUGGAAAGCUCUCUGUGGCGCCUCAUACCUGGAGAGGAGACACUGCUCACACACCCUCUGCACUGGAUGGUCCGACGAGUCAAUCUGGAGUAUUUUCCGCGAGGGCGCAGUUACUGGGACAGGUACCUGGUGGGUGGUUACUUGUCUGCAGAGGCUGUGGUGAACAUGUUCAGUAAGGCGGUCAUGGAAACUGUAAACUGGCCUUCUAUCAGCAGCACUUUGGAUUGUCUUGUCAGGCCUGUUUUGGGAGGACCGGAGCUGAAACUGGAGAUCCAGCCUGGAAAUGAAAAAGAAGGAGCAGAAACCAGUGAUCAGUCCUUGUUCAUCUCCAUGCUUCCUGUGCUGAGGGAAGGGGAUGUAGUCCUGACCGCUCAGACUGAGCUCACCUCCCCCUGGGUGAACGCCUGGCACCUCUCUCUUUAUCCAUGGGAAACUCAGCGUCUAGCUCAGCUGGACAUGGCUGACAAAGGCUGCCGCAGACACACACUUAAAAUACUCAAGGCAGUUUGCAGGCUCAACCCUGCACUGCGAAUGCUUGAGGCCGCUCCGCUGGCCAAUCUCAUCCUGCACCUUAGCGAUAUUGAGAAGGACUGGUCUGAGGAAAGCCUGGAUGUGAGAUUCCAGCAGUGUAUCACUGAGCUGAUUGGCUACCUUGAGCAAGGGGCAUUACACAGUUACUUCAAACCAGCUGUCAAUCUGCUGAGCACCCUGUCAGAGGACCAGGUGGACCAGAUGGGCUUCAUGCUCUACUGUGCUGUGUCAGAGCCUGAAAUACUUCUCAUUUAAGCCUCUCCUCACACACUACUCUGAUACAAGAGGAACAUUUACUGUUGCAGUGGCAAAAUAGUAUACACCACUGAUUGAUGUGUAAGGAGACUGCAGAUGUGAUGGUAAAUUAACCUGAAAAAGUCACAAAGACGUGCCAAGUUUAGGAAAUGUUAAACAAAAAAAAGUGUUUCAGGAUGUGCUGCUGUGUAUGAAUUUAAUUAUGUGUGAUUAUGUCUCAGGAUUAGUUCUGCAGCAGCACACAGUUGUGUAUUCAUUAACAGCAGAAGUACUCAGGUUGAACGUUUAUUUUCUUUUUGUCCGCACUGCAUCAGUUUCCAAAAACAAUCCUUUAUACUCUAAUAAUGCAAUAAAACAAGGAAGGCCUGCUGAACCAUCCACAUUUGCUGCAUCUAUUAACUAUUUGAUCAAAGCAGGACUGAUUUAACUUUAACUGUUUGUACAUUACUCGUAGGACUGAAGGCUUGAGUAUUUAUGUUGGUCUUGUUUAAUGUUUAGUCUGUUGUCAACAUUUGGUAAAACAGCCUUUUAAGUCAUCCUUAAAGUUUCCCAAUAAUUUAAUGCAGUUGCUUUUAAAUAGUUGAUAAUUGUGUGAAAAUUUCAGUAAUGUUUGUGGAUGGAUGUAAAACAAAUGGAUGUGUGUAUGUGUGGGUGGGCGAGUGGUGUGCACAGAGCUGCAAAUAAAAUGUAAAGCUUGUUUAGUUUGUCCCUGUUUUUACCUUUUUAAAGCUGUCAGGGUAACAGUGUCGUAAUGUCACAAGACUUCCUUUAAGGUAACAGGGUCGGAUAAAACCUUCUGCCUGAGCACCUGAACUGUCGGGUUAAAAUCAUUUGGCCCCUAACUUUGGACAUUUUCAACCCAUCUGAAAAGUUAGUGGUCUUUAUAGUCCUAUUAAGUUGUCCUGCUGGUCACUUUAUCUCCCAUAUCUGUCUCAGGCUUUUUUCAUGCAAACAGAAAAGAAUCAUCCACAAUUUAAACAAUUCAUUUUCCCCCUCAAAAGUAAAGAACAAGGGAUUCUUUAAACACUCUAUAUAGCACACUGCUAACUCCCCAAACGGAGACGAUCUAAAUCAGAGACCAUUUUGGAGUUCAUGAAUUCCAUUUUUAAGCAUUCCAGCACCAAACUUUAGAUCAUGAUCCUGAUAUUUACAGAUCCAGUCCUCUUCAUUUUCUUCUUCUCGGUGAGUUAUAUGCUCUUCUUAGCUUAAUCUAUCAAAAAUGAACCAAACAAACUUUCCUGUGCUGUACAACAUUUAGUUCCAACACCAAAAAAGCUAUCAUCUAAAAUGCAGUAAGUCACUGCUACAGCAAGGCAAAAAGUAAAUAGUCUGGGACAGCUAAAUCAAAGAUUUUGCAGUUUCUUUGAUAAAAACAACCCAGCAAUUGUCUGACCUCUGAUCAGUAUUGGCGACAUGUUUAUCUGCCGGUUGCCUCGGACACAUGUGCUAUCCCUCACUGGAAAUCCACUGAUGUAACUUUCAGUGGUCAACAGGACCAGAAAGAUAAGAUAAACACAGCUUUGAAUUAGGUGUCUAAAAGCUGUUUCAGCAGUAAGGCUGGGAUUGUGCCAUACGUUUCAUAUUGCACAUUUGUACAUAAACCUUAAAUUUAUACAAAAAAAAAACUUACAAUGCCUUGAAAAAUACCAACACCUCCUUAGUGAGUAUAAAGCUUGUAACGCUUCUUUAAACUAUGAAAAAU
Melanotaenia boesemani (Boeseman's rainbowfish) is the source of this 3283-nucleotide messenger RNA. It is a transcript of the gene mief2, whose product is annotated as mitochondrial elongation factor 2. Bases 175 to 1581 code for a protein of 468 amino acids. The record is from RefSeq and is a predicted model, not a curated record. Lineage: Eukaryota; Metazoa; Chordata; Actinopteri; Atheriniformes; Melanotaeniidae. Gene Ontology annotation, cellular component: mitochondrial outer membrane. The transcript has 8 exons. Gene Ontology annotation, biological process: positive regulation of mitochondrial fission; mitochondrion organization.